Messenger RNA from Pseudogymnoascus verrucosus, 1117 nucleotides. RefSeq lists its product as uncharacterized. The transcript has 2 exons. Lineage: Eukaryota; Fungi; Ascomycota; Leotiomycetes; Thelebolales; Thelebolaceae. The coding region runs from base 779 to 1117 and encodes 112 amino acids. The record is from RefSeq and is a predicted model, not a curated record.
GGAGGCGGCCAUUAGCCGGCCUCGGGGAAGUCGCAUGGAAUUUUCAGACGGAAUCCGGAGGCGCGUCGAAAGCUGGUCCGUCGCAUACCGUAAAGACGGCGAAUACCAAUCCGGGGAAGGCCGUCGAUCGAUCCGGAAUCGGUACUUGGUGUGGCCGGUCGGUCCACCCGGGGCUCGUGGGAAGGACAGGGAGCCGGACCCGCCAUGCUUUGCGGUUUUUGGCUCCCCCCCCCCCCGGAAACGUCCAGAAUCCUGGACAGCCCCCCGUGAGCCGUGGGAGAGGUUCACUCCCAAAAGCACACAAAAAACCAAUUCUCGCAUCCCCUCGUAAUCCCAGCGUCUCGCCCGACGCAAAACGAACUUGUUUCCCGCACUUCCCGUGCAUAUUCUCACUGCCCUCCCCCCGUGCGCCUUCCCCCUUCGUAACCCCCGUAAUCCCCUGACAGGCCGCCUAAGCCGCCUAGCCCGCCCCAACCCUCUCCCAGCCCACACACACGCAGCCGAGAAUCCUCAGCUCCCACACCGAAAUCCCAGGUAACCCCUGUCAGUAGGCGUGGCUACCGAACAAAGGAAAUCGGCCGCCCACACGCGAACAAGUUUCCUCGGUGAACUUGUCAACACCGAACCUUCCACACCGAACUUCAACACCGACAACCUUCCACACCGGCGCCGACGACGACACAGCACCAGCACCGGAACCACCACGACGACCACCACGGCCGUACGUUGAGACAGUAUAUCACCAACCACGACCACCACCACGACCACCGCCGCUACAAUGCCCCUCCACGGUGUGGGGCUCGUCCUCACCGUCUGUGGUGCGGCCUGCGUGUUCGGGUUCCUCGGGGGCCUGGCCCAGCGCUGCUACAUGGAGGCCCGUUCCCGCUCCCGCGCCCAGCACGACGCCCGCGAAGCCGCCCGCCGCGACGCCAACCGUGGCUGGCCGUCCGCUCCUGCGGAUAUCGAGCUGGGCCCCAGGCGCCCCAUCGUGUGGCUUGAUGGGCAGUUGGCGGCCCAGACGGGGGUGGGGAGGGGUCGGGUCUUCAACCCGGAUGCCGAGGCCAUUGCCGCGAAUGGGAGGGAGGAGCGGGGGGGGUUGGGGUGGACGACGGUGUAG